CGGAGUUAUUUAUCUUACCAUAAACGUGUCAUAUACAUGUCUGUGUUAAUUAAAUAAUCUAAAUAUAUUAAAGAUUUGUUAGCAAUACCUUGAAAGAUUGUCAGCAAUCAGGAAAUAGGAAUAUACAUAAAUGACCAUGGGCAGCAUAUUUACACUACUAACAUAUUUUACUCCGCGCUUUUUAUAGACAGCGAGUUGAGUAUCCCGAUAGUCUUGAUGACGUAUGUAAGGAAAACAUUUGUAAAUUAGAUGAAAGCGUUGUGAAACAUUUGAGGUCCCUAGAUGCCAUGCGGGCGACAGCUGAUAUGUUGUAUACAUUGCUGAAUGAUAGCCCGGGAGGUACAGCAAGCAACAAUGGACCUCGGGAUGCAAGUCAGAACACUAGAGAUUGUAAAACCAUUGCAGCACGACUUUUGAUAAGCAUUGAGAGAAUUGUCUACGAUGAAAAACAAGAAAUGGUAAGCUCUAUUAGAUCAUUCCUAAAGUUCGUUAUGUACAAUGCUGACAGGCUUUCCAAAUCAGACGCGGUCAAAUCGAUUGCAUUAAAAAUAGAAGAUUAUGAAACCGAUCCGAAUGCUGUGCAGCUAACCGAAAAUGAUUUAAUUAAACAGCUGCACUCGGAAAAAGACACCUUGAUGACGAAAAAUGCAGAACAAUCUAGCCACAUUAUGGCUCUUCAGACCGAACUCAAUGAAUUAAAGGGUCGAUUAGAAGACUGCAACAAUAAGUUGAAAAACAAGGAUGAACAUGUACAAAACGAGAUCACUAAAUUAAAAAAACUAAACAAUGAUUUAAAACAUAGCAAAGAAUCACAAGCAAAACAAUUGAAGGAACAAGCAUUUAGUAUGACGAAAAUGGAGAAAGAGAACACAUCUUUGCAGAAACAGAUAGAUAAUUGCUCAGAUAAAAGCAAAAAACAACAGCAAAAAGAAAAACGUAUGCAUGAGCUUGAAGAGGAAAUUAAAGAACUAAAAGAAGAAAUAAACAGGAAAGACUUAGAAUUCACAGAACUUAACACAAAAGCCCAGUUGCUUGCUCAAGGUAUGCAGAAAAAAGAAAAUGAUUUAGCAGAAUUGAAGUCAAAGACUGAAUCGGCUACAAGGGAUGUGGAAUCACAACGGCAAGAGUAUGAAAAUAAACUAAAAGAGCAGGAAAAGUCUAUCUGCAAGCUGCAGCAAGAAACAGAGGAAGUAAACUCGUCUAAUGAAUCAUUAAAAGAAACAAUAACAACCAAGGACCAAGAUAUAAAGGUAAAGGAAGAAAGUCUAGCAAAACUAAGUCAGCAGAAAAAGCACUUGCAGAAAACUAUGGAAGCAUGCAAGAAAGAUAUGGAAACGCAACGCAGCAUGUACGAAUCUAAGCUGGUUGGAAAGGAGAAGAAUAUUUCCGACCUGACUAAGUCAAACAAAGAGAAAGAUCAAGUAAUUGAAACAUAUCAGUUAGAUAAAAUAGUAAUGACAGAAGAAAAAAAAAAGCUCAUUACAAAGGCAAAUGAGUUACUUGAAAAGCUUCAACGAAACGAAAAAAGAACUGGCAUCUUGCCAACAAAAGAAAUUUGAAAAAAAAGCAAAGAAAAUGUUGAAAAAAUUGAAAAAUUGGCAAGAAACCUGGAAGAAUCUGAAACCAUUGUACAUGACUUACAGGAAGAAAAUAUCCGGAAAGAUCAACGCUUGCAACAGUUGCAAAACGAGUUUGACGAACAGAAGGUAGAAAUCGAAACACUUGAAAAAAGAUGCCAAGCAGUGACAGCUGAACUUACCGAAAUUAAAAGUAUAAAGAAUAUACCAGUCCAGCUGUACUGCCAACAAAAGACCCAAUGGACCUCAAGUUUGGAAAGCCAAAUUAUAGAUUUGAUGAAAGCAGAAAUUCAAGCAGUUGACAGUAAGGUAGAGUUUAAUAUCUACAAGAUAUCGCGUCCUUCUGACAUCAAACCUGAAAUUCCGCUUGUGUUGAUAUGCGUAACGAUUUCUCGACUUGGCACUGACGUCAUUAAUGCAACGGAUGGACUUACACUAACGUCAAAUACGGCGGUAGUAGUUUUUCACCACAAGGAUGAGCAUGCCUUACCUAACCAAGCCAGUGAACGUGUACUGACGGGGAAAGAGAUGAGAGGCUCUGGCGGGAUAUAUGACAUGGCGUUCAAGUCGGACAGGGGCAUAUACGUGUGUGACUUUAAUACAAAAGCAGUGGAAAGUCUCGUUACGUUUAUUCGAAGGCAGAUAAUAUAAAAUACAUAUUAUCUCCUGACUAGAAUAGUAUACCAUUUGAGUGAUUUGUCAAUGAUGGAAAAGGUUUAAAGCAGCACGCCUCCAGAUUUAUGUUUAUUUUUAUGAAUUCUUUAAAAACUGUUCAAAUGAGCUUCCGACUGUUGCAAAAUCUACGAAUUUAGUGAUUUAAUUUAACUCAAGGCAUUUGUUGAAGAAAAAAAAAUAUAUAAAAUUAAUAAAAUACACUGGUAUGUGUAUGCAGACAUUUCUCAUUCUAUAUUUUUACAAGAUAAACGUUUACUGAUAUAAUAAUAAAUUAUGUAACAUUUCAAUAUUUCACCUGUAUUUUGAAUGUGUAAACAUUUCAUUGAACUAUAAACUCACAUAAUCAUUUUUUGCUCAAAUUUGACUUUCCUUUUUUCAAUUUGUGCUGCUUUAAAUAUGGAAAUUAAUUUGGUCGUGUGUAAACUUUUGGAUGUGGGUACAUCACUGUAUGAUUCUGGGAAGAGGAUUCUUGUAAAUAAAUGACAUUCCUUAGCGACAUUUUAGAAAUUACUUUAAAUGUGAACACAUGUUAAAAGAGCACAAAACAAGUUAGUCAAUCAUUUUAGAACUGUAUUUCUUGUUAGUGGUGUCAUAAAAUUGUUUCAUUUACUUGUAUUUGUUGUCAAUAAAUACACAGAACAUUCA
Messenger RNA from Ruditapes philippinarum (Manila clam), 2897 nucleotides. RefSeq names its product golgin subfamily A member 6-like protein 25. NCBI's taxonomy places the organism in Eukaryota, Metazoa, Mollusca, Bivalvia, Venerida, Veneridae. The record is from RefSeq and is a predicted model, not a curated record.